This is a messenger RNA of Trichoderma virens Gv29-8, 633 nucleotides long. RefSeq lists its product as uncharacterized. The transcript has 2 exons. The coding region runs from base 1 to 633 and encodes 210 amino acids. The record is from RefSeq and is a predicted model, not a curated record. NCBI's taxonomy places the organism in Eukaryota, Fungi, Ascomycota, Sordariomycetes, Hypocreales, Hypocreaceae.
AUGUCAUGUCACCUUUGGAUGCAAAAGUUACAAACCAAGCAACAGAGUUACCGGCGGGCUCAAGACGGAAGAUUUGAGGAAGACUGCCAGACGACCGUGAUAGCAGACAUGGAACAAGACCAGCCGAAAUUUCUUCUCCGCCACGAGAUUGCUCUCCUCGCAGCCCCCCGAACAGUGCAGCUUAAGGUUGAAAUAACCGUUACUGAUCAAGAGAUGCCUGAAGGAGCGCCACAGGGCAACAACUCGUCCUCUUCGAGUGCUACGGCGACUUCUGACCAUCAUGAGGAAGAGGGAGAAGAUGACGAAGAAGAAGGAGAAGUGCUCAAUCCCGGAAGAGCAUCAAACAAACAAAAAGCCCCUCUGAGCACUGUCGACAAAGAAGUGUCUAUCAACAAGCGUCAGCGCCGGCCUCCGGGUGAAGAAGAGUUCGAUAUCGCAAAAGAUGACGCUGGCGUAGGACAGGAAAGACAAGAAGCAGAAUCGCGCUCCGAUGCUACGAAACCGACGCUUAAAGAGGCCAUUGCAAGGUUGAAAGCUCUUGCCAAGGAGAUCAUAGCAGAUGCAGGAGAAGCCCGCAAGUCACAGGAAAACGCUACCGAGGCUACCGAUGCCAUGGAAUCGGGGCAACACUAA